Carassius carassius (crucian carp) is the source of this 1167-nucleotide messenger RNA. Its product is annotated as CMRF35-like molecule 8. Gene Ontology annotation, cellular component: external side of plasma membrane; membrane. NCBI's taxonomy places the organism in Eukaryota, Metazoa, Chordata, Actinopteri, Cypriniformes, Cyprinidae. The transcript is spliced from 6 exons. Gene Ontology annotation, biological process: positive regulation of T cell apoptotic process; negative regulation of immune response. Bases 302 to 1126 code for a protein of 274 amino acids. The record is from RefSeq and is a predicted model, not a curated record.
GAGCGUCGGGCGCGUUCACGUUUACACGUGAGGCGCUGUUUCCGAACGUUCAGCGUUUUCUGGAGGAAGCACAUUCAGAUCUUAUCUUCACAGGGAGAUCUGAGAGUGAACAAAAGGAAAAGAAAAGUAAAAAAAAAAAAAAAAAGCAUAAUGAGAUUCAGUUCCUGUCUGUACCUCCCCCUGAAAGACGUAGGUUUGAUCCUCAACAUGCUGUAAGUGCGAAGCAUAAAUCAGCAGAAACGGGAAGACGUUUGCAUCUCCGGUGGCUGCCUGCGUUCACUCGCUCCGUUCCUUCUGCAGCAUGAAGCGUGACUUCAAGAACAAACUCGUACUUUUCUCAUUCAUGCUCUACUUGACUCUUAACGUGGAAUCAACACAUGAAGUAAAUGGCUCAUCGGAAGAAAACAUCACUGUUAAAUUCACUUUUCAAGACUCUGUUAUACCCUCCAAACCUAGUCUGUACAAAAAUGGGGUAAAGAUAGCAACUUCGAUAGAAUCCAACGAUUGCAAAGAAAGGUUUGCCCUGAGUGAUGUGAAAAACCAAACUGUCACACUAAACAUCACAAAUCUCACACUGGAAGAUGAAGGGACAUAUUAUGUUGUAGUGCUUACAGAUGGCAUUAAGUAUUUUUUUGAGAGCAAUAAAAUCAGUAUUAAAGUCAAAUUAGUAAAUAAAUCAGCAGAAACUGCGAAAGAAACAGAAGCUGUGCAUGAAAACAUAGGGACUAAUUCACCUAAACUGGAGUCAUCAGAACAAAACUCAUUCUUCAUUUUCUUAAGUGCAUUGAUUACAAUAUUUAUAUUUAUAUGUCUCGUUGUGGGCAUAUUGUUCUGGCUUUUUAGGACCUAUCCAAGAAAACCAGACGCAGAAAACCCUCCAGUUCACACCAACACAACUCAACAGCAGGGGCAGUGUGGGACAUCCGGGGCUGUGUUUGUCAGCUGUGUGGAGUAUGGAGAGUUAGACUUUCAAAAUAGACCUGAAAGAGAUGACAGAGUAGAACCUGCCGAGACGACAUCAAAGGACCAGGACGGAGUGGAAUAUGCUGCCAUCAUUUUCCCUCAGCAAAAACAGCCACCGAGUGGGCGGAUGAGAAACAAACAGCAAGUACCUGCCAUUAAGUGAUAGUCAGCCUCAUUAAACCAUAUCAUGCAUUGUCCACUAAA